Messenger RNA from Trichomonas vaginalis G3, 1284 nucleotides. Its product is annotated as keratin-associated protein family. The transcript has a single exon. The coding region runs from base 1 to 1284 and encodes 427 amino acids. NCBI's taxonomy places the organism in Eukaryota, Parabasalia, Trichomonadida, Trichomonadidae. The record is from RefSeq and is a predicted model, not a curated record.
AUGAUUAAACAACAGCAACCACAACAACUUAAGGCACAAACCAUUACAUACGCCACAUAUGCAUAUAAUUCAAAGACGGCAGAACAAACACAAAGGUUGAAAUAUGGAGAUUUGGAGAUAGUAUUGAAAAAUGACCAUUUCGAAUUCGUUUGCAAAGGUGGAGCGGUGAUAUCAAAUAUAAAAGAAAUUUUAUUUAUGAAUUCAAAAAUUAAAGGAAUAACGGAUGAUAUAACAUCAAUUCCACCAGAAGAACAAAGAUAUUACGCAUUAAAUGCAUUUCCUAAAGUUUUGAAGAUUGGAAGAUUUAAUUUAAAUGAGGAAUUCAUAAAAGGUUUCCUAAAUGACAUAAUGAAGAAGGCGGAUAUGGAAUAUGUGGAUAGUGUGUUAGUGAAGAAGGCGGAUAAGGAAUAUGUGGAUGAAAAAGAUAACGAAAUGAAAGAAAGGGUUGAAUGGUAUCAUGAAUGGACAUCAAAAAUUUUAAAAUCUAAAGCUGAUACAGGGUGGGUUUCAGGAUGUUUAGACCUUAAAGCAGAUAAAACUUAUGUUAACGAUGAGUUAAUGAAGAAAGCAGAUAAGGAAAAAGUUAUUUCAUUCAUUAAUACUGAGUUAGCAAAGAAAGCUGAUAUGGAUUGGACAUCGGCGACUUUUAACGUUAAAGCUGAUACAAAAUGGGUUUUAGCAUGUUUAGACAAUAAAGCUGAUAAGGAAUACGUGGAUAGUGAGUUAAAUAAGAAAGCAGAUAUGGAUUGGACAUCGGCGACUUUUAACGUUAAAGCUGAUACAAAAUGGGUUUUAGCAUGUUUAGACAAUAAAGCUGAUAAGGAAUGGGUUAAUACUAAAUUAAAUACAAUUCUUGAGAUGAUUUACCCCAUUGGUUCAAUAUAUACAUCAAUGAAUUCAACAAAUCCGGCAAGUGUUUUAGGUUUUGGUACAUGGCAACAAAUAACCGAUCGUUUCUUAUAUUGUGCUAACUCAUCAAAACAAACUGGUGGAAGUAAAACAAUUACGGGCGAAAAUUUACCUGCUCACAGUCAUUACGUUAAUUUAAACACAACCGAAGCAGGUUGGCAUAAGCAUAGAUAUUGGGAUUGGUCCGGAAUGACAAAAGGUAAAGGAUAUGAUGUUAAAGAUGACGUUAAAUUUGCUAUUAAUUGUUACUGGAACGAUACACAGGGUUCAGGUAAUCAUACACAUAAUGUUUCAGGAUAUACACAAACGACGGGACAAAGUAAAGAAUACAUGCCGCCCUAUAUGACAGUUUAUGCAUGGUUUCGCACGGACUGA